AUGGCGACCAGUUACAAAGUCCCGGCGGUCGUGGACCUGAGGCACCACUACAUCAACGGCGAGUACGUGCCGUCGAGCGAGCCCGCGACACUCACCCUCCUCAACCCUACCGACGGGUCCGUCGUGACCGAGCACAUCCCCGUCGCCGGGCGCGACGACGUCGACCGCGCCGUCAAGCACGCCGAGGCCGCCUUCAACGGCGAAUGGAGCCGCAUCACGUCGCUGCAGCGUAGCCAGCUCAUCAACCGGCUGGCCGACCUGGUGGAGGAGCAUCUCGAGGACAUCCUGCGGCUGGACUCGCUGUCGUCGGGCGUGCCCAUCUCGUUGAUCCCGAAGCGUGAAAAGAAUUACAUUGUGAACACGUUGCGGUAUUUUGCCGGCUGGUGCGAUAAACAGAACGGCGACUAUUUCCCUGCCGACGACGGCUUCGUUAAACUGGUCCGCCAUGAACCUCUGGGUGUCUGCGUGGGCAUCUGCCCGUUCAACGGCCCCGUCUCGACCAUGAUCCUCAAGGUCGGCCCAGCCCUCGCGACCGGCAACGUCAUCAUCAUAAAACCGUCCGAGAAGACACCCCUCGGCCCGCUCGCCAUAGCGCCCCUGUUCAAACUCGCCGGCAUCCCCGAUGGCGUCGUCCAGGUCCUCACCGGUCCUGGCAGCACCGGCGCCCUCUUGGCCGCCCACAUGCGUGUCCGCAAGGUCUCGUUCACGGGGUCGGUCCCCACGGGGAAAAAGAUCCAGAUCUUGGCUGCUGAGAGUAAUCUGAAAAGAGUGACUUUGGAGUUGGGAGGCAAAAGCCCCGCCGUGGUCUUUGGAGACGCCAACAUCGACAAUGCUGUCACGUGGACCAGCAACGGUAUCCUUACCCGCACGGGCCAAAUGUGCGUCGCGGCGUCGAGGGUGUACGUGCAAAAGUCCGUGGCCGAAGAGUUCACCCAGAAAUACGUGCAGAGGCUGAAGGACGCGGUCAAGGACUUUGGCGAUCCUCAGGACCCGGAUGUCUCAUACGGACCACUGGUUGAUGACAUUGCCUUUACACGCGUCAAGAAGAUGAUUGAGCGGGGCAAGGAUGAGGCACGCCUGGUCGUGGGUGGAAACACGCUGUCAAACACGGGUUGUUUCAUCGAGCCGACCGUCUUUGUCGACCCCAAACCCGACGCGCAGGUCCUACGCGAGGAAGUCUUUGGCCCCGUCGCCGUGGUCCAGACAUUUGAGACCGAAGACGAGGUCGUCAACCUGGCCAACGACACCGAGUAUGGCUUGAUGGCAGGCGUCUUCACCACAGAUAUUAACCGGGCACUUCGGGUGUCGGCCAAAAUCGAUUCGGGCGUCGUCGGCAUCAACUGCGUCAGUGUGAUGAAUUUACAAGUCCCCUUUGGCGGCAAGAAGGCUUCUGGCAUUGGCAGAGAGUUUGGUUCCUACGUGCUUCGAGCUUAUACCGAACCGAAGACCAUCAUUAUUAAUAUGAAUCUCCCGUAA
Molecule: messenger RNA, 1476 nt
Organism: Fonsecaea nubica
Lineage: Eukaryota; Fungi; Ascomycota; Eurotiomycetes; Chaetothyriales; Herpotrichiellaceae
Exons: 7
Coding region: 1-1476 (491 amino acids)
Molecular function (GO): aldehyde dehydrogenase (NAD+) activity
Source: RefSeq, a predicted model, not a curated record